Messenger RNA from Drosophila takahashii, 1956 nucleotides. NCBI's taxonomy places the organism in Eukaryota, Metazoa, Arthropoda, Insecta, Diptera, Drosophilidae. The record is from RefSeq and is a predicted model, not a curated record.
UCCGACCGUGAGGUUGUUUUAAAGGAAAACUCCAAGCAAAAUGCUAAAACUAUAAUUGAAUAAGGCCAAUUUAUAGCAUUUAAUUGCAUAAAUAGCCAGAGAAAACAUCAACAAAAUGUGGCAUUGGAGUUUGUUGCUUGUUUUCCUACUGGUUCCGUUGGCAAAUUCCACGGCUCCAAUAAGUUUUGAGGCAAAUCCGGACACCAAACGUCUCUAUGAUGAUUUGUUGAGCAACUACAAUCGAUUGAUAAGACCCGUUGUGAACAACACGGAGACCCUGACGGUUUGGUUAGGUCUGAAAUUGUCUCAGCUGAUUGAGGUCAAUCUGAAGAACCAAGUGAUGACCACCAAUCUGUGGGUGAAGCAGCGCUGGUUCGACUACAAGUUACGCUGGGAUCCGGAGGAAUAUGGUGGCGUAGAACAGCUCUAUGUGCCAUCCGAACACAUUUGGGUUCCGGACAUUGUGCUUUACAACAAUUGGGAUGGCAACUAUGAAGUAACCCUUAUGACCAAAGCCACUCUUAAAUACACGGGUGAAGUCUUUUGGGAGCCACCGGCUAUUUACAAGUCAUCCUGUGAAAUGAAUGUGGAAUACUUUCCAUACGACGAACAGAUCUGCUUUAUGAAAUUCGGUUCAUGGACCUACAAUGGCGCUCAGGUGGACCUUAAACAUUUGGAUCAGGUGAAAUUCAUAUAUCACUUAAUAUAGAAUCGUUAUUAAUCAAUAUUUUAAUAGGUUCCUGGCAGUAACCUAGUGCAAGUGGGCAUCGACCUGACCGAAUUUUAUUUGUCUGUGGAAUGGGAUAUACUAGAAGUGCCGGCUACUAAAAAUGAGGAAUAUUACCCUGACACAUUGGAACCGUUUUCAGAUAUAACAUUCAAGUUGACCAUGAGACGUAAAACUUUGUUCUAUACUGUCAAUUUGAUUGUGCCUUGUGUGGCUUUAACAUUCCUCACGGUGUUGGUAUUUUAUUUGCCAAGCGAUUCGGGCGAGAAGGUUACGUUAUGUAUUUCAAUACUCGUGUCGUUGACCGUGUUUUUCCUGCUCUUGGCCGAAAUUAUCCCCCCAACCUCGUUGGCGGUGCCCCUGCUGGGCAAGUAUCUGCUCUUUACCAUGAUACUCGUCUCGCUGUCCGUCUGGACAACGGUCUGUGUGCUGAACAUCCACUUCAGGUCCCCCUCGACGCACAACAUGUCGCCGCUGGUGCGAAAACUCUUCCUGCACUUCAUGCCCAAGCUGAUGAUGAUGCGCCGGACGCAGUACACCCUGCCCGACUACGACGACUCCACGCCGAGCAAUGGCUACACCAACGAGAUCGAUGUGCGUGACAGCAUCAGCGAUUUUCCCAGCGAGUUUAAGGACAGUCAGGAUGGCGCUUACGAUAAUGGCAUGCAGAACUCUGUGGAUUCCGACAAUGUGAUACCGCGCAACUUAACACCCGAAGUGCUGCAGGCGUUGCGUGCGGUCAGAUUUAUUGCGCAGCAUAUCAAGGAUGCCGACAAGGAUAACGAGAUUGUGGAGGAUUGGAAAUUCGUAUCGAUGGUGCUGGACCGCUUCUUCCUCUGGCUCUUCACGCUGUCCUGCGUUUUCGGGACCCUGGCCAUAAUAUGUCAGUCGCCGUCGCUCUAUGACACCCGGUCGCCCAUCGACCGCCAGCUGAGCGAGAUUCCGCUGCGUAAAAACAAUUUCAUGCUGCCGCCGGACAUUGUCCGUCAGGUCCUAACCUAAUUGGGGUCCCGAGGUCGUCCCGAGGUCUUCCCGUCUGAGUUAACACAAUGCUUCCGACUCUCGCCACUCGCCACUCGCAACUCGGAACCAGUUUUAAUGGAACGCAAUCAAAUCGGUUGUUUCCCGGGGAACAUUGCAACGAUUUAUGUGUUAAGUGUUUAUCACCCUGCAAUACUGUAAAACCAAAUUAGCUAUAAAACGAAAACUUAAUAAAAAAUUCUGUUUAA